Messenger RNA from Fomitopsis serialis, 1238 nucleotides. RefSeq names its product P-loop containing nucleoside triphosphate hydrolase protein. Gene Ontology annotation, molecular function: GTPase activity; protein kinase binding; GTP binding. The coding region runs from base 447 to 1034 and encodes 195 amino acids. The transcript has 8 exons. Lineage: Eukaryota; Fungi; Basidiomycota; Agaricomycetes; Polyporales; Fomitopsidaceae. Gene Ontology annotation, cellular component: cytoplasmic vesicle; plasma membrane; cytoskeleton. The record is from RefSeq and is a predicted model, not a curated record. Gene Ontology annotation, biological process: small GTPase-mediated signal transduction; cortical cytoskeleton organization; establishment or maintenance of cell polarity.
CCGGUCGAGGAGACUGUUUCGUGAGUCGUUUGCACUGGGCAGGAUGCGACGAUGAAACAAACCGUGGGAACGUGAUGGCCCAGCUGGACCUGGUCAAACGGAUUUAGUCGCGCCGCUGCGAGCCGGUGGCCAGAUACGUCUCGACAGCGCGAUUCUAUCCUCCUCCCUGUUCUCUUCUCCAUUGCUCUCCGCCCUCGCAGCCGAUACCACUCCGUUUCCAGAUUGUUGACAUUGUAACCAUUCCUGCCCCAGCACACACUUGAGGUAACACUAUUCCCUGCUUCAACCGUUUACUGUGAUUUCUGAUCACUUAUCGCGUCUAAUUCCCUCUACCGCCCUGUCGCCUACCUUGGCUCCUCCAUCAUCCGGCUUUCGGACGUGCCUUGCCUCUGCUCCAUCGCCCACCUCCCCCAGUUCGACCAUAGACAGACUGGAGAAUUUCCACAAUGCAGGCCAUUAAGUGCGUCGUCGUAGGAGAUGGUGCAGUCGGCAAGACAUGUCUGCUCAUUUCGUACACCACGAACGCCUUCCCGGGCGAAUAUAUCCCUACCGUGUUCGACAAUUACUCGGCCAAUGUGAUGGUCGACGGUAAGACGAUCUCGCUUGGUCUGUGGGAUACAGCUGGGCAGGAAGAUUACGACCGUCUCCGGCCGCUCUCAUACCCCCAAACGGAUGUGUUCCUCAUCUGCUUCUCUCUGGUCAGCCCUCCUAGUUACGAGAACGUGCGGACCAAGUGGUACCCUGAAAUCUCGCAUCACGCGCCGUCCACGUCAAUCGUCCUGGUUGGUACGAAGCUCGAUCUUCGCGAGGAUCCCGGCACCAUUGAGAAGCUGAGGGAGCGUCGCAUGGCGCCCAUACAAUACGCGCAGGGCGUGGCUAUGGCGAGAGACAUUGGAGCCGUGAAAUACCUUGAAUGUUCCGCGCUGACGCAGAAGGGUCUCAAGACCGUCUUCGAUGAGGCCAUCCGCGCUGUUCUCAACCCUCCUCCGCAGCCCAAGAAGAAGGCAGACAAGAAGGGGUGCAUCAUCGUUUAAUGCACGUCACAUUUCACACGCCUCGGACUCGGGAACCGCUGCAGCGCGUUUCUCUGCCAUCUGCACGAAUAUACACCCACAUUUACGACUGCGCUGCAUGCUCCUCGUCCGUUUCUCGGCCUACCCUUCGUUCGCAGACUUGCAGGGUGUUAUGGCAGUUGGGUUGCCUUUGGCGAUUAGGGACCCUGGCGUCGGCUUCUCGGU